AUGAACACUGCCAGGCCGAGCCCCACCACCACAGAGCCACUGGCAGAGGGGCAACCCCGACCAGAAACAGGGCACCAACAGGCCAGAGGACAGCCAAUCCCCGAGGCUGGUGAGAGAUCACACCCCACAAGGGCAGAGGACCACCGAGGGCCACACACCAGUGGGCCCAGAGUUGCCCCCGCCAACCGGAAAGGAGCCCGCCCACUAUACCCCCAGGGAGCGGGGCCCAACCCGCCCCAGGACACCACAUGCCCGACCCCCGACACAGGAAAGCCCUGCCCAGAAGGAGGUAUCGCCUUCCCACCCCAUGGAGGCCCAGGCGCCCCCACGGAGCAAACCCUUGGCACCCGAGGCAUAGCGGAGUGGGAUCCUGGGGUCCCAGACCCACAACCCAAAUCUCGAGCUGCAGAGAACACAGACCGCGAGGGAGCAAGAAAAAACCAGCAACCCCACACCCCACCCCUACGGCAGGACGACACCAGCAAGGCAGACAAAGGAGCAGGUGAGGGAGAACGGCAGCAAAUGAGCAAGCAGGUAAAAGAAUGGACGAGCAGCAAGGCAACCCACCACACGGCGCCAGCCGACACCCGCGAGACAGCAAAUCCCCAGAGAGGGAGUGCUGCGCCCCCAAGCAGCGGGGAGGCCGAGCACCAGAGCCAAGAAGGCAAGACCAGCAGCAGACCAGCUGCCAGACCACACCAGCCACCGGAAGCCAGACCACACCCCCGUAACACCCUGGAGGCAGACAGCCACCAGCCCGGAAACAGAGGAGACCAGCCAGAUAUCAGCAAACAGCGGGGACCGCCCGCCCCGCUUGUUUGA
Messenger RNA from Dunckerocampus dactyliophorus (ringed pipefish), 822 nucleotides. RefSeq names its product basic salivary proline-rich protein 1-like. The record is from RefSeq and is a predicted model, not a curated record. The transcript is spliced from 2 exons. NCBI's taxonomy places the organism in Eukaryota, Metazoa, Chordata, Actinopteri, Syngnathiformes, Syngnathidae. The coding region runs from base 1 to 822 and encodes 273 amino acids.